ACGCGUCUGCACAGUGCAAAUUGACCUUAAUGUUGGCGCGAGACCUGCAGCGCCACAUCGUACAGCGUGCACACUUCUCUACUACUACCAAUAAUGAAGUUAAAAAGAGACUUCGAUCUCUGCUGAGAGAAUCAGCUCAACCAGUAGCUGUUGUAACGUCUCUCUUACAUUAUAACGAUACAUCUCCCAACGACUACCACGGCGCUACCUUAUCAUCAUUCUCCUCUAUCGCCUUGGACCCAUAUCCUUUGGUCGCGUUUUCGCUCAGAAUACCUUCGCGUAUGGCCACUUCCCUACGUAGCGCUCAUCCGGAUCCUCCGUCCGACAUGGUUGUCAAUAUCCUCUCUGCAACCCAGGCACCGACAGCUGUUCUGUUUUCUAGGCCGGACUUGCAUCCGAACCCUUUUCAGGAAGUCGAGUUUACACUAAAUCGCGAAGGGAUACCGGUCCUAGAAGGCUGUCUAGGUGCACUAUCGUGUAAAUUGGCAACAAAUCCAAUAUUGUUGGAUGAUCCGGGGUUUUCAGGAAGAGAUUUCGAGAAUGACUCGCGGUCGGGGUCGGGAGAUGCUGAAAGCGAGAACGAGAUUUCCCCUCCCUCUAUUACGUCCGAGCUUUUCAUCGCCCGAGUAACUAACAUCGAGAGAUUGGCCUUGGACGAAGCAGACACCAACGAUCCACAAACCAUGCCUCUUCUAUAUCAUCGUCGCAACUACUUGACUUGCUCUUCUAAAUACCUUUUGGAUUACCAGAAGCCUUGAAGGUGUCACGCAAGCACCCAAAGUCCAGACCAAUGAUUAAUAUAGCUGCAGCACUGAACCAGGUGUGUGUCCAUGCAAUAUACAUAUCUGCAUAUCUCCCAAAGUCUCAUAGAUUUGCCCUUCUCAUCCAUCUCGACGUGGGACGGAUGACGCGAAUGUUCUGGAUUCGUCGUUGUUUGCAAA
This is a messenger RNA of Lentinula edodes (shiitake mushroom), 941 nucleotides long. RefSeq names its product flavin reductase like domain-containing protein. Bases 30 to 758 code for a protein of 242 amino acids. NCBI's taxonomy places the organism in Eukaryota, Fungi, Basidiomycota, Agaricomycetes, Agaricales, Omphalotaceae. The record is from RefSeq and is a predicted model, not a curated record. Gene Ontology annotation, molecular function: FMN binding; riboflavin reductase (NADPH) activity. The transcript has 2 exons.